Molecule: messenger RNA, 1593 nt
Organism: Papilio polytes (common Mormon)
Lineage: Eukaryota; Metazoa; Arthropoda; Insecta; Lepidoptera; Papilionidae
Gene: MRG15
Product: mortality factor 4-like protein 1
Exons: 6
Coding region: 135-1136 (333 amino acids)
Biological process (GO): chromatin organization; regulation of DNA-templated transcription
Cellular component (GO): NuA4 histone acetyltransferase complex; nucleus
Source: RefSeq, a predicted model, not a curated record
GUCAAGUUGACUGCAGCAUUGAAUGAAGUAAAUUGUCAAUUUAGCUUGUAAAUUUAAAUAAUAGUGAGAAUAAGAUUAACAGUUUAUUGUUUUGGUGGAGGUAUAGAAAGGGAGUUUCAAUUAAUUUGAUUAAAAUGGCACCGAAGUUGAAGUUUGCGGAGGGAGAAAAGGUGUUAUGUUUUCACGGUCCUCUUAUUUACGAGGCGAAAUGUCUCAAAAGUUCCGUAACGAAAGACAAACACGUUCGAUAUUUAAUUCAUUAUGCUGGCUGGAAUAAAAAUUGGGAUGAAUGGGUACCAGAGAGUCGAGUUCUGAAAUACAAUGAAGCAAAUGUUCAGAGACAGAAGGAAGUGCAGAGAGCUCACUCGGUACAGCCUGUUAAAACCAAAAAAUCCACUGCUAAAGGUCGUAAAUCAGAGACAGCGGCUGGAACUCCAGCGAGAGAAGAAUCCAGAGCUUCGACACCUGCUGGGAAAGAUGCGGAGAGUACUCCAAUACCAGCCAAGGCUACAAAAACCCAGAGCAAAGAUACAACUGUUGACUCCGGCUCUGAUCAACCUAAGAAAAAACGUGGACGUCUAGAUCUAUCUAUCGAGUCUGAAGAACAAUAUUUAGCAAAAGUUGAAGUUAAGAUCAAAAUACCUGAAGAAUUAAAAGUAUGGCUCGUUGACGACUGGGAUGUGAUCACUAGACAGCAAAAACUAGCGAUUCUACCAGCAAAAUUAACUGUCUCACAGAUCCUAGAUAACUAUCUCGCGUUUAAAAAAUCAAGUAAGUCACAUAAUACAGCUAAACAUUCAGUAUUAGUAGAAAUAACUGAAGGUAUAAAAGAAUAUUUUAAUGCAACGCUCGGUUCACAAUUGUUAUAUAAAUUUGAACGACCUCAAUACAGUGAAAUAUUACAAGAAUAUCCGGACACACAAAUGUCACAGAUAUACGGUUCGAUACAUUUGUUGAGGUUGUUUGUUAAAAUGGGACCAAUGUUGGCAUACACGGCCACCGAUGAGAAAUCUUUGCAGUUAGUUUUAAGUCAUAUACAUGAAUUAUUAAAAUACAUGGUAACUAAUAGGUCGACUCUAUUCAAUUUGCAAGACUAUGGUAAUGCGACUCCGGAAUACCAUAGAAAGGUUCAGUGACUAUUUGGGAAGUUAUUUAAUUUGGAGUAAUGCUUGGUUUUUUUGGUUUUGUUAACGAUUACGCAAAUUACAGACAAGUUUUGCAGUUUUAAAUGUUUCUGUGUCUAGGGAAAAUUGAUUUUACAGUCAGUUACACUGUACAGUUAAAAUUCAGUUAAAACUGGCAGAAAUGAAUGUCUAUAGCACUAAAAUGUAUUCAGCCUUACAAAAAAAAGAAUUUAUUUUUAACUUUAUACCGCAUUUAAUUAGGCUGAUGAAGUACUAUACUUAACAUAAUUAUGUAUAUUUGUAUGGUUUAAAUUGAAUAGAUUUUGCGAUUAAAUUAACAAAUAAUGUAAAUAACAAUUUGGAUGUUAUUCAAAAAGCACGUGGUAAUUUGUUGUACCAAUUUCAAUUGUUUAUCAGCUGAAUACUGAAACGAAUUUAGACUGAGGAAACCUCACUAAAUAAAAUAAAU